GAAGAGGGAUGUCCAAUGGAUAAAAAUAUAAUAAGGAUAUGGUGGGGAACAAGAACCCAUAAGGGCUUGGUAGUCUAUUUUUCUUUGUCUCUUUCGUCAAAUCAAUUUUCAUUUUACAAAAUAGAAACCAUGUCCAGCACCUCCUCGGCCGCUCGCAAGGCACUGAGUAAGAUUGCUUGCAAUCGACUUCAGAAGGAACUUGUCGAAUGGCAGGUCAAUCCUCCUUCUGGUUUCAAGCACAAAGUCACGGAUAAUCUGCAGAGGUGGGUUAUUGAAGUGAAUGGAGCUCAAGGUACUCUUUAUGCAAAUGAAACUUACCAACUUCAGGUCGAUUUUCCUGAGCAUUACCCUAUGGAAGCCCCUCAGGUUAUAUUUCUUCAUCCAGCUCCACUACAUCCUCAUAUUUACAGCAAUGGUCAUAUUUGCUUAGAUAUCCUUUAUGAUUCAUGGUCUCCAGCCAUGACUGUUAGCUCAAUUUGUGUCAGCAUUCUCUCUAUGCUAUCAAGCUCAACUGUAAAGCAAUGCCCUGAAGAUAAUGACCGCUAUGUUAAGAAUUGUAGAAAUGGCCGAUCUCCUAAGGAGACCAGAUGGUGGUUCCAUGAUGACAAAGUGUAAUCAGCUAGCAUCCUUCUUGCACCAUUAGUGCUAUAAGCAGGGUAGGUGGGUUCCAUUUUGAAAGGAAAAUGAUAGUGAGAAACAAGAAGCACUCUGAGAAUGCUAUUAGGACUAUAUGCUAAAUAACUCCUGUAAAUGGCAGUGGGUAGUAUUUGUAAAGGAACAGUAACUAUUUUGUGUUUUUAGAAAUGUUUAAGGUGCAAACUUGCUCAAAAGUAUUUGUGGAAACCUGGGCCAGAGCUGUUUGGUGCAUUCUGAGACUUUUUGGCAGCACAAUUGACGGAUGAUUUCUAAUCUUAGUAGUAUUUAUGCAAUCAAUUCAUGCAUUUUUUAGAAAUAAAUAAAAUACUAAAAAUAAUUUGCCCGUUA
Molecule: messenger RNA, 984 nt
Organism: Mangifera indica (mango)
Lineage: Eukaryota; Viridiplantae; Streptophyta; Magnoliopsida; Sapindales; Anacardiaceae
Product: probable ubiquitin-conjugating enzyme E2 16
Exons: 7
Coding region: 16-615 (199 amino acids)
Source: RefSeq, a predicted model, not a curated record